AUGGGACUGCCCCGACCACGGAAGUGCCCGAAACUGAAUUGUCCGAUGCGGAUGUUUUGCAAUUGUAAGCCCAUACCGUGCUAUUCCACCCUUGGACAGUGUCGAGUUGUAGAGGCUAAUUCUGCAUCUCUUGGUAGCGCCCUGACAUUGGAGCAUCUCGAAGACGCAUUCUACCGCCAGGGUUUCCAAAGAUUUCCAGACUCAGACUUUGCCGCGCUUGGCCUCAAUGAAGAGCAGAUCAAGGACCUCAAGCAAAUCGGCCAGACGGAGCAAGAACACGUCGCGUUCCUCCAGUCGGCACUGGCCCAAGCUGGCGUGCAGCCUGUGCAGCCAUGCCAGUACGAAUUCAAUGUAACCGAUGCCAAGGGCAUGGCCACCCUGGGCGCAUUGUUCGAAAAUGUCGGCGUGUCGGGUUAUCUGGGCCUUGCGAAGCGUAUCAAGGACCCUUCCAUUCUGACGGCCGCCGCGUCAAUCGUCACCAUCGAGUCGCGACACCAAAGCUCUCUGAGAGUGCUGCUCGGCCAGACGGCCGUCCCGCAAGCCUUUGACGCGCCCCUCAGCCUCAAGUCCGUCUUUUCCAUCGCCGCCCCGUUCAUCAAGUCUUGCCCGCAGGGAUCCAACCUCGCCGUCACCGCUUUCCCCGCGUUGACCAUGGAAGCAGGGUCAGCAGAGGCGAGCGCCAUGAAGGUCGGAUCUACCGUCAGAGUGGCCGCCGCGAGCGGUGCUUCUGCGGCUACGCACUGCGCCUUUACAUCCGGCGGCGUAGUGCCCGGCGGCACCGCUUUCACCCCGUUUACCGCAGCCGAGGGAUGCCAGAUCCCCCAGGGCGUCGCGGGCGUGACGUACCUGUCGCUGGCGAGUAGCGCGCCGGUGAAUGGCGCCUUGACGGAUGACAUCACUGUUGCUGGACCCAUGAUUCUGGCCUUGUGA
This is a messenger RNA of Metarhizium acridum CQMa 102, 930 nucleotides long. RefSeq lists its product as uncharacterized. The record is from RefSeq and is a predicted model, not a curated record. Lineage: Eukaryota; Fungi; Ascomycota; Sordariomycetes; Hypocreales; Clavicipitaceae.